Molecule: messenger RNA, 912 nt
Organism: Arthroderma uncinatum
Lineage: Eukaryota; Fungi; Ascomycota; Eurotiomycetes; Onygenales; Arthrodermataceae
Exons: 3
Coding region: 1-912 (303 amino acids)
Source: RefSeq, a predicted model, not a curated record
AUGCAUUUCUUUACCAAGACCUCUAUCGCCCUUACUGUGGCACUCGCGGCUUUCUCUGAUGCGGCCUCCCACGGACGCCACAGAUACCGCCAUUUCAACCGCCAGGUCGGCACUGCCCCCAGUGUGCCAUUGAGCACUGGCUACCCUUCACCAACUGGCGCGGUUCCAGAGCCCCCAGUUCAAAAGCCAGUCGACUCUUCCUCGGCCGGAAUCACCUCGAUCGUUGUCCCGACUGGAACGGGAACCAACCCCAAGCCAACUCAGUACCCAAGUGUUGUUGAAGUCACAUCGACUGUAACUUACAUUGUCGGCUCUGGACCACGCGCCAGUGUCACGACAUACACUUUCACGACCACUGCACCGCUAGCUAUUGAGACUCAAACCCUCAUUCCUACUCCCGCCGGCCCAUCAAAGAAUAACGAGCCAACUGAAUACCAAACCACCACCAUCUCAAGCACUUCCACCACCACCUCUUGGGUCACCGUCAGCUCCUCCUGCACCACCUCCGCUGCAGGCGGCUCAGGAAGUGCCCCAACCGACGUUCCAAAGGGCCCAUCUGGCGGCUCCGGCCCAGUUGGUGGCCCAGGUGCUGAUUCUUGCCCUGCCCCUGUCACCGUUACCGUUACACAGGCAACUGCCACUGUUACUGAGACAGUUACUGUCAACCCUCAAGCCCCAGAGCAAACCAGCGGCCAAAGCCAGGGUGGAAACGCCCCUGCUCCCACCCACGACGCACCAGUUGUGAAGGCUCCUGAGGCUUCCCACUCCAAGCACCACAAGCCCACCCACUCCAAGCACGGCAAGCCAUCCACCGAUGCUCCAUACCCAACCCCUAGCAACGGUAUGCCUGUCCCCCAUGGCACCGGCACCGGCACCUACCACUACCCAGCUGCCACUCCCAGCGGAUUUUAG